AUGGGCAUUCCUACUGAACUCGUUGGUAGUCUUCCACGGCCAACAUAUCUCCAGAAGGCGUUUGCAGACUACGAUUCAGGCAAGAUCUUGCGGGAUGAUCUCAUCGCCGCCCAGGACAAAGCGGUGGUAGAUUCACUGAAGAACCUCGCAGCGACGGGAGAAACAUUGAUCUCAGACGGUGAGCAGAGAGCUAGCUCGUUCGCCACAUAUCCCAUCACCGACACGUUGGGAGGAACGGGGUUGGCAGAGAACCUCGCGGCCGGCGGGCAGUACUUUGCUUACUUUGACGACGGACACCACAGACAACUGCCACGCCUCGUCAAAGGUCCAUUCAGGUACAAGACAUACGCUUACGAGAACUUCCAAAAGUCGGCGGCGCUGGCGGAUGGCCACGCGAUGAAGUCUGCCGUCAUUGCGCCUUCAAUGUUGUGGCUUUUGUACCCCUUGAAUGGCACUGUGGAGGGCUAUUCCCGAGAGCAGUAUGAGGUCGAUCUUGUUAAUGAAUGCGAAAAGGAUCUUCGCGGUUGUUUCGCCGCUGGAGCCCGGCGGGUGUCAAUUGAUUUCACUGAAGGUAGACUGGCAUUGAAGAAUGACUCCCGUAGCCCGUGGACCGGCAUGAACCUCCUACACAAGUUCAUCGAUCUGAUCAAUCGAGUCCUGGCUCGUUUCACUCCAGAACAACGAAAGAAUAUCGGACUACACACGUGCCCGGGUGGUGAUUGUGACUCGGUCCACUCGGCUGAUGUUGACUACCACCAGCUCCUACCGUCACUCUUCCAGAUCAACGCGGGAUAUUUCUUGAUCCAGUUGGCUUCAGAGAAGAACAAGGCAAAAGUGUACGAUGAAAUUGGAAAGACGAUACGGGUGGAUGCCGACGGGGUAAAGCAAGUCGCAUUUGUGGGUGUCACGAACCCAUUGAGCCCUUACAUCGAGACACCGGAACAGGUUUGUGAUGCACUCCUGGAGGCAGCCAAGUAUAUUCCCUGCGAUCAGCUUGGAGCAACGGACGACUGCGGUUUCAGUCCCUUCAGUGUCGACUCGAAGCCCAAGCACCAAGGUCCCGAUUUUGCACGCGAAGUGGCCUUUAAAAAGAUCGCCAGCCGGAUCAAAGGAGCACAAAUGGCCAGCCAAAGGCUAAAACUAUGA
Molecule: messenger RNA, 1146 nt
Organism: Exophiala spinifera
Lineage: Eukaryota; Fungi; Ascomycota; Eurotiomycetes; Chaetothyriales; Herpotrichiellaceae
Exons: 2
Coding region: 1-1146 (381 amino acids)
Source: RefSeq, a predicted model, not a curated record